AUGAACACACUCGAUGGUCUUCUCGACCUCCCAUGUUUGGCCCUCUUGAUCCGUCACGUCAUCGCGACUCCAUGCGCGGCGGACUCGCCACACGGCGGACACAUCUGGGGCCCGAUUGACCCAAUCAGCGAGACGCUGGACAGUACAGAGGCCAAAGUCUUUCAUGCUAAGCUGAGGACUGGACUACACAACACGAAGAUUUUCAACAAGCUCAUCGACCGUGCACGUGGUGAGCCUUGUGGUGGAGCUGAAGUCAUGUUUCUACUGGUACUGGCUACGCAGCUUCGAUCAAUAGUGCUGCAGACUACUGCCAUGUUCGUGUGCCGUUGCCCAAUGCACAACGGAUGGGGUCGCGCACUACAUGCGAUCUGGUCAGACAAGAAGCUCGCUGCGGGCGCCUUUGCACAAUUAAAGAGUGUGCAGCUGGACGGCUUGGACUACCGCGAUCGGCAUAUGGUCAAAUUUGGCGAACCCACUCCCGAGGGAUCAUUGCGAGAUCUGGCAUCAGUCAUGAGCCUGCCCGGCCUGAGCAAGCUGACUAUGCGUGGUGUGCCUGAGUGCUCAAGUUCUGACAUCACGCGAGCAACACGACCGUUCGUGAAAGGUCCCGCUGCACUCGACUCACUAGAGAUCUUGCAAUCACAGCCGUCGGUGCAAUUGAUGAAGAAAGUACUGGAGACCUGUGAUGCUCUGCGGGAUUUCCGCUACGAGAUCCGACACGUGCACUUCUGGCAUCGCUAUGAAAGCAUACAGGCUGCGGAUUACAUGGCGACACAAGAUCUUGAGAGCGCCCUUCGCAUCCAGAAGGACUCCCUCAGGUCCAUCUCGAUCACCUACUCCGACGAUCAGGUCGAUCCAAUGUGGAGAUAUCGGCCUUUUAUGAGCUUCUCGGACUUCAAGCAGCUCAGUCAUCUCGAAAUCGAUUGGACGCUGCUGUAUCUGCACACUCCUGGACUCCGACCACCGAGGGAUUUCCUGUCCAAGAUCAUGCCAGCGAGUCUCACGCACAUCAAGAUUCACUCCAAAAGCGACCUGUCCCCGCUUCCAGACCUGAUGCUCCCACUCAUCCCGCUACGUCGUCGCGGUCUGCAGCGUCUGGAGAUUUCAUUUCCUGCGUCGAAAGCAGAUAAGCAGGUUCGCGACCUACUCUCUCGCGCCGAUGAGAUGCCAAGUAUGGAUCGACUCUUCUCCAUCGGCUGGGAUAAGCAACACCAUGACAGAAAGGCCGACUAUGUCACUGCGCGAAUCUCUUUGGCAUGCUGGGAUCUGCAAGCGUGGCCAGAACUGAGCCUCGAACAUUUGUCGGCGACCAUCAGACUCAAGGGGGUGGAAACGAUCAUUCAGACUCAGCUUCAAGAUCUAUUCCUGGAGCAAUCAUUCUCCCAGCGUUCGGAAGGCCUGUGA
Molecule: messenger RNA, 1404 nt
Organism: Zymoseptoria tritici IPO323
Lineage: Eukaryota; Fungi; Ascomycota; Dothideomycetes; Mycosphaerellales; Mycosphaerellaceae
Exons: 2
Coding region: 1-1404 (467 amino acids)
Source: RefSeq, a predicted model, not a curated record